Messenger RNA from Paramecium primaurelia, 6592 nucleotides. The record is from the annotation of a GenBank genome assembly. Lineage: Eukaryota; Ciliophora; Oligohymenophorea; Peniculida; Parameciidae.
AUGCAAUAAUUAGUUCGAAAGUACAUAUUAAAGAAACUAAAGUCAUUUGUUCCUGAUUUAAAUGAACAUUAGAUAUCUUUAGCAUUAAGCUAAGGGUAUUUGUAAUUGGAUAAUAUGGAUAUUGCACCAUUACAGAUAGAGAAUUUUAUAAUCACAGCUACUGUUUCUUGUUUUAUAAUGAAGUUAUAAUGGAGUUCGUUGCAUUUGAAGGUGGAAAUAUAGAAUGUCAAAGUGAUGAUAUAAAAAGCAUAAGGCUUGAAGAAAUAAGAGAAAAGUAGUGAAAGUAAAAAAAGCAAAAUGUCUAUUCCAAUUAGCAUAGCAUUAGAUAUAAAUGAUGUAGAGAUUAAUUUUAUGAAUAUGUUAAUGAUAAAAAUAAUGCAUUUAAAAUGUGAGAUAAAGAAUAGACAGAAUUUAAUAAAUGGAGAGUUGAAUGAAUUGAAUUUGAAAUUGAAUUACAAUGAAUAAAGUUUUGCAUAAAUAGGUAUAUAAUAAGUGAGAUGGGAUGUAAAUAUAGAGUAGGAAACAGUAUAAACAUAUUUAGAAUGUAUUUAUCUAAAGGAUAUGACAAAUUAGAGGAUGUAAAAAUUAGUUAAGUUGUUGAAGAUAGGUUUGAAUAUAUCUAAAAAUGUGUAUAAUAAACCGUUGGUAAAGAUUUCAAUUGAAAAAGGUGUUUGUCAUUGGAAUGCUAAGGUGAUACAUACACUAAUUUAUAGUGGAAUUGAUUUUGCUUUAUAAUUUAUAACAAUGCCUUAAAAAUAAUAGAUAAGAUAGACAGAUAUGGAGAAUCCAGAUUCUUUAGCAAUAUCAAUAGAAGUUAAUAGUAUAAAAUUACAUUGUCAAAACAAUUAUAUUCCAUUGGGUCUAUUGUAGGGAUCUAAUGUUACAGUAUUUAUAAAAGUAAGUAAAUACAUUGGAGAUGUAAUAAUUGAAGGUAAAGAUUUGUGUUAUUAUGAAUAAUCAAAUUAUCCUCAUUAGAUGAUUGUAAAGAAGGGAUUUCAAAUGAUAAAGAGUGAAUAAUUGAUAAUUUUGAUAAAGAUUUAUGAUGAUUAUUGUCCAUUAUAAAUGAUUAAUAAUGAUCUUUAUAAUUUUGUAGAAAUCAAAUUAAAGAAAGGAUAGAUUUAUUAUAUGUAAUAACCAUUUUUAAGAUUCAUGGAUUGGUUAAUUGAAUAAUUUAUAUCUUUAAUUAUCAAGGAUUAUGGAGUUACUUCAAUUCCUAUAGAUAUUAUUGAAUAAAAACUUAGAGAUCAUAGAUUUACAUCAAUAAAAUUAAGUAUAGAAGAUAUUUGUGCAUAUUGUAAACCAAUUAUAACUAGUGAUGAUGGAUUAAAAUUAGUUUGUUCUUCUUUUGCUCUUCAUACAGAAAUAAGAGAAUGUAAUGAUAGAAGUAAUAUGACAAUAUGGGAAACAUUAUUAUGUAUGGAAAUAAAAGAUAUUUUAAUAAGUGUAAUAAUUAAUAAAGGAGAGUCUAUUAUAUCUUAAAUGAUGAAUUGUGAAUUGAUAGUUAGUAAAUGUGGGUUCUCAUAAUUGUAUAUUCUUAAAUAGAUUCCAUUAGAUCGUACAUUUAAGAUUAACAUGUAUCUAUCUGCUCCUAAACUUUAUGUUUCCAAAAAAACGUAUUUACUAAUAAUGCGAUUAUUAUUUAAUAAUAUUCUUUAUGAUGAUACUCUUGAUUAGUUGUAUCUAUAUCAAAUUAACAAACCUAGUAAUUAAUUAAAUUAAUGAAAGCCCCUAUUCUCCUAGAACUCAGGAUGGAUCAAAUCAAUCUAAAAUGUGAAGAUGACUUGUCACUCAUUGGUAGUUAACUUCUUAUACGUUUUCAUCGCUAAGUAGAUUAAUCACAAAUAUUCUUAAAUCUAUUAGAUUUUGUUGCCUAUCACAAAUAACAUUUAAUUCUAUCUAAAUUAAAUAUUGAUGAUUAACAUUUUGUAGAAUAUAAAUAAACUAAUAAAUAAACUGGAUAAAAAGAUAUUUAAAUAUUAAUACCAGGAGUUAAUGGAACUCUUAAUUUAAAUUGGUUAUUUACUUCUAUUAAUUUCUUUUUAAUUGAUGAUACUGUUUAAUUAAUACUCCCUUUUGAUAAUAAUGUUCUCAAACCUUUAAAUUUAGAACUUAUUAUUCAAUAAGUUGAUGUUUUACUUUAACCAUUACAUUAAGAUACUACAUUCUAAGCCAAAGGUAAUUUACUCUUGGUUUUCAUUAAAAAUUAAUCAUAAGAUAUACAUUAUGCAUAUCAUUAAGAACCACUUUUUGAUGAUAAUACUCCUAGUAGUUGUAUGAAAAUUGAAUCAAGUUAACUUACUCUUUAUGUAAAUGAAAAUGGUAAAGAACCAAAAGAAGUCUUUCAACCUAUUUCUGUUUAAUGGAAAUCAUAGAAUUUUUAAUGUUAUUGUACAUAAACACAUUAAUUUCUUAAUGAGUCUAAUCUCAAUCUUGAAAAUCUUAAAUUAUAUUUAACUAUUGAAUAAGGACUUAAAUUAAUAGAUUUAAUUAAAUAUCUCAUUUAAUCAAUGUGGGAUGCUAAUUAAUUUGGAGAUUAAUGGAAUGAAAGAUAUUCUCUUAUAUCAUAAAGUCGUAAAUCUUUUAAUAUAGAUCAUCUAGAACUUUGGUUAAUGAGUUCCAAAAAAAACACUAUUGUACCAAUCCUUACUACAUUUAUAUCAUUAACUCCACUUUUUCUUCAUUAAUCAUAUUAAAAAAUGUUAUUAUCUGGAAAUAUUAAAAUAGAAGCUUCCUAUUUCAAUCCCAUGAUUGGUAUUUUAGAACCAAUUCUUGAAAAAUUUUCUUUUGACCUCAUGUUUUUAAGAAAUAAACUUAAUACACCUAAUAUACAUCUUCAAAUUGAAACCAAUAAAAGUAGUAAAUUUUCUUAAUUAAAUAUUGUAUUCCAUUAAAAUCUUAUCAUUUUAUUAAAUGAUCUUUAUAAUGUCAAUAAAAAAAAGAAAGAUCGAAAGAAAAGUACUAGAAAAUCAAUUAAUAUUUAAGAAAUUAUGGAAUCACCAUAAAAUGAAACUAUUAUUCUUUUUAACAUUUAAAAUUAAAGUGGAUAUGAUCUAAGUAUUACUAUUGAUGAAAAAACACUUACUAUUAAAAAUGGUAAUAAAACAGAUUUUAAUGCAACAUUAAGUUAAAUUGAUAUCUGGAGAAAAUAUAAUAGACUCAAUGUUGAAUUUUACACUCUUAAUAAAAAAUUAAUUAAACUAAAUAAAGUUGAAUAAAAUUCAUAAUAACCAUUUAAAAUUGAUAGAUAAUAAUGUUAUCUAUAUUUUACAUCAUACAUUAGUAAAUUAACAAGAAUCAUUAAAAUUCAAGGAUAAUUAACUAUUACUAAUUGUACACUAUUUGAAUAAUAAAUUGAUAUUAUUCAUCAUAAUAAUGUAAUUUGGAAUAAAUUACUAUAAGUUAAUGAAAGAGUUGCACCUCCUGGAGAACUCAUUUCAGAUUAAUAUUUCAUUAGAUUUACUCUUUAUAAAAGAAUAUAAGAAUUUUCUGUAAGUUUAAAAGCUCUCUUACAUUCAGAAUUUACAUAUUUAGAAAUACCUUAGGGUGAUUAAUUUGUUAUUCUAAGUUCAGAAGAUGAAUUUCAAAAUACUAGACAUUUCAAAUUGAGUGCAUGUCUUGUUGUACAUAAUUCUUUACCAUGUCCUCUCAAUAUAACAAUUAAGUAAUUAAUUUAAUAAUUCUAGUGAAGAAUAAUAAAGUAUUGCAGUUAAUGAUUCAUUAUAAUUCUAUUAUUACACUUCUAAAAAUUAGAUUGAUUAUUCAGUUGAAAUAUUAGAAUUUCAAUCUAAAGAAAUAUUUAAAUAUUAACCACUUGAAUCAAAUUAAUAAACAGAAAUAUAAUUAAUUAAUGAAGAAGGUAGUAUCAUUAAAAUUAUGUAAAAGAUUACAUUAAUUAAAGGAUCUUUAUUUUUUUAUUUCUAUCCUAAAAUAUGUCUUAUUAAUACUACAUCAAUAAAUUUAAAUUAUCAUACUCUUGUUAAGAAUUAAAAAUUAGAUAUAGCUUUAUUCAAUAAUAAUUAUACAUUCCUAUUUAAUGAAGCUAAUUUAAUUCUAUCUUAUAAUAAUUAUUAUUCUAAUGAAUUUACUAUUAAAGCUAUAGGUGAUACUAGUGUUGAAAUUAAAGUUAGAAAAUAGUAAUAAUUUGAAUUACUUGAAUUUGGAAUCAAUAUUAGUCUAUUAGAAACUGUUAAAUAAUUAGGUUUAUAUAGUACUAUCAUUGAGAUUGCUCCUAGAUAUGUAAUUAUAAAUUAAACUGAAAAUGUGAUGUAAGUUUAGUAAUAGAAUUCAUAUGGUAGUCCAUUUAAUAUAGAUCCUAAUUCAAGAUUAGCAUUUAAUUGGACUGAUUGUACAAAAGAGUAUUAUUCAAUUUCAUUUUUAUUUUAGGAAAAUGAUAGCUAUCAAAUUCAAAAAUACCAAAUGGAGUGAGGGUUUAUAUUUAUCAGAUAUGAGAACCAUUCAUUUUAGUAUGUUACUAAGGUAAGAAGAUAAAUCUAAAAUAUUUAUGUAAUGUGUUAUUGUUAAAAAGAAAGCUACAUUCUUUGUAACUUUUCUUAUAGAAUAAGCACCUUAUAAAAUAAUUAAUUAAUGUUCAAAUUAUUCAAUUAGAUUUGCUUAGAUUGGUUCUGAAUAAGAAGAAAAUAUAGGAUAUAAUUAAUUCAUUGAAUUUUCUUGGACUUUUCCAUCUUUAAAACCUAUUUUGAUAUUUAAUGUUACUAAUGAAUAAGAUCAUUGUGAAUUUCAAUUUGAUUUAUUUAAAUCUGAUUCUACAUUUUGUUAGAAGAUUAGUGUUACAAAAAGUAUCUAUUUUAGUAUUUAUUUUGAAAACAGUGUUAAAGUUAUUAAAAUAAUGGAAAAUUAGGAAUAAUAAUUUAUUAGUGAUUAAAUUAAUAAAUUAAUUUAUAUUAAUUUAUAAAUGAUCACAAUAAGUAUUAUAAUGAAUGAAAUUAAGCCUAAAGAAUUGAAUUUGAUAACUUUAAGUAAUUUUGAAGUUGGCAUUUAAGAAAUUAAUAGAAUUAUAUCAUAUUAAUUUAAAUUAAAAUUUAUUAAUAUAGAUAAUAAUUAUUCUUAUGAUGCUUUAAAUUAAGUAUUAUUAACACCAUAAUAAUUUUAAAGUUAUUUAGAAUAAUAGAAUUAUGCUAUUGAUAUUAAAUGGGCAGUUAAUUAAUAACAUGCUAAUAUUUUAAUGAUAGAAUAUUUCUUUGCUUAUAUAGCACCAUUAGAACUUAAAUUAGAUUAAGAAUAUCUAUAUUAAUUAAUGGCUCUUAAAAAAGCAUUGACUUUUGAAAAAUAAGAUAUUAAUAUCUAACAUUUUACAACAUCUAAAUAUUUAUUUAAUUAAAAUAAAUCAUACUAAACAAAUUAAAAUCCUUUUUAUGAAUGGAUGAUUGUUGAAAUUCCUCCACCAUCUGGAAAUGUUUAUAUUAAAUAAUUAAUACUUCCUGUAUUAAAAAUUAGAUUUUCUUUUUAAACAUUAUAUUAAUAAAAUCAAAAUUUCAUUUUAAAUGUUAUUGCAAAUUCAUUAGAUUUUGCUGUAAAGAAUAUUGAUAAUGCUCCAAUAACUUUAAAGGGUGUUAAAAUGGAAAACAUUUUUGAUACUUAAUAAGGUCUUUAAACAAUUAUUAAAGAACAUUAUAAAUUUGCUUUAUUAAAAUAAUUCCUAUAAAUUUUAGGUUCAAUUGAAAUUCUAGGUAAUCCAACCUCAUUUUUAAAUCGAAUUUCAACUGGAGUAGUUGAUUUAAUAGAAAAACCAAUAGAAGCUAUGUCUUUAGGUCCAUUGGAAAUGGGUUUAGGAGUAUUAGAAGGAGCAUCAUCACUAAUAAAAAAUACUGUAGCAGGAGCAUUUUAUAGUGUAAAUAAAAUAACAGGAAGUAUUGGAAACUAAAUAAGUUUAUUAUCAUUUGAUGAAGAUUAUAUAUCAUCUAGAAGGAAAUUUAUGUAAAGAAAACCAUCAUAAUUAUUUGAAGGAAUUUAUUUGGGAAUUCAUGCAUUAAUAACUGGAAUAGGAGAUGGAGUAGUAGGAUUCUUUUCACAUCCUUAUUAACAUGGAAAAAGAGAUGGAGCUGUUGGGAUAUUGAAAGGAUCAACAAUUGGUAUUGCUGGAGUCAUUAUAAAACCUUUAACAAGUGUAUUUGAUGCAGCAUCUAAGACAGCAGAAGGAUUAACUAAUACAGCCACUUAUUUUGAUGAUCAUCCAAAUACAUUAAGGAUGAGAGAUAUUAGAGCAUUUUAUGAAAAUAGUAGAUACAUAAAGGCAUAUAAUGAAGAUGAUUCCUUCUUUUUAAAUUAUUUGAGUAGUUACAGUAUUGUUUUAAUUGAUGUUUUUGGGUUAUAUGAUUUAGAAAUGAAAAAAGAUAUGCAUUUAGUAAUGACACAAACUUUGUUGUUUUAUAUGAAUAAACAAAGUGGCAUUAAAUGGCAAUAACAAGUAAAUUCUAUUAGAGAUUAUAAACUAUAUUAAGAUGAGAAUAAUCCAUCAAUACUUAGACUUUAUCUAUUUUUUGAGAAAGAAUAAAUACUGAAACUUAAAUUUUCAAAGGUGCCAUAUCAAGAUUAAAUAAAUUAGAAACUAUAAAAUAUGAUAGAAUAAAGUUGA